Molecule: messenger RNA, 891 nt
Organism: Ambispora gerdemannii
Lineage: Eukaryota; Fungi; Glomeromycota; Glomeromycetes; Archaeosporales; Ambisporaceae
Source: the annotation of a GenBank genome assembly
AUGAUACUUCCACGCUCUUCGUACCCACUCCAAGGAGUAUACUACUUUCUUACAAACUGGAGUCUAGUUCGGAGAAUAAUUUGUGUUCUCUUUCUAACAUUAGUAGUAGCACUUCUUGCAUUUGGACUGUCGUUUGCGUUUCUACUUCGUCUACAAGCAAUUGGGCUCUCCGAUGUCGGAGUUCCUGCAUGGUUAUCAUGGAUACUUUCGGUGAUUCUAUGUAUUAUAGAAAGUGCGGUAUUCACUUUGGUUUUUUAUUUAAUUGCUACUCCGAUUUGGCAAGACGCGUUGUUUGACCAGGUGUUGAGGCUGAAAGGAUUAUCGCGGGUGUUGGACGAACGAGAAAGAAAUGUUUCCGAUCUGACAUUGUGUUGUCGUGGUUUCUCGGCUGGGUUGACUUUGGUAGUGUUUCAGAUCUAUACGUUGAUAAUUGUGGAGACUUUUAUGAUAAUUCUCACAUUACCAUUACAUCUGAUUCCUGUAUUGGGCACUUUCCUCUAUUGUUAUGUUAACGGGUGGGUACUGGCUUGGGGCCACCAACUACAUUAUCAUCUCGAAAUCAAACAAUGGACAUUAAGCCAAUCACGAAAAUUCGCGUGGCAACAACGAGAUGACUUUCUAAUGUUUGGUACGGUGGCGGUCGCGUUGGAGAUGAUCCCAAUUGCAAACUUCUUGUUUGUUUGGACGAAUGUUGUUGGUGCUGCGUUGUGGACUGCUGAUGUUAUAAUCGAUGAGCAGAAGCGUUCGGGUACCAGUGAUGCUGAUAGCAGAAGGGGGUUAAACAGCUCUAGCGGAGUUGGAUCUGGUUAUGUUGCUUAUACCGCUUCACCCAUCGCUUCACCUAAAUCUUCGGGUGUUGUGUCAUAUCAAGCAAUUACUUCGAAUCAAUGA